Branchiostoma belcheri (Belcher's lancelet) is the source of this 4228-nucleotide messenger RNA. Its product is annotated as calcium/calmodulin-dependent protein kinase type 1D-like. The record is from RefSeq and is a predicted model, not a curated record. Gene Ontology annotation, biological process: protein phosphorylation. Lineage: Eukaryota; Metazoa; Chordata; Leptocardii; Amphioxiformes; Branchiostomatidae. Gene Ontology annotation, molecular function: calmodulin binding; calcium/calmodulin-dependent protein kinase activity; ATP binding.
UCUAUCAUCACGUGACAGUACGGCAGUGUGGAGACCGCUGCUGUGUUGACUAGUGCUGCAUGUUGUCGGUGUCGCCGAGCUGUUGUCUACUCUACGCGCCCAGAAAGUCUACAAUCUACGCCGAGAAAUGGUAGCGAAGGUCGCACACAGUCUGUUGAUCAUUGAUUCCAUGCGCUAGCUGUUCGCCGCGGUGUUUUUGAGUAAGAGAGCUAACUACGCCCUUAGCAAGCUCCCGACGUUGAAGGGGCCGCGCCGUGCACCAGUUGCCUUCGGUGGACAGAGCAGCUUGACCCGAAGACCUCCCAACAGCAAACAUGCCUCUCUUCGGGAAGAAGAAGUUCGACGAGCGCUCCAGUGAGAUGACGAGAAGGUUCAUGUUUAAGGAGACACUUGGAACGGGAGCCUUCUCGGAGGUACUGCUUGCCGAGGACCGAGAGACUCACGCCAUGGUCGCGGUGAAAUGCAUCGACAAGAAAGCCCUGAAGGGCAAGGAAGAAACCCUAGAGAAUGAGAUACAAAUUUUGAGAAGGGUGAAGCAUCCAAACAUUGUCCAUUUGCACGAGAUUAUCGACAGCAAGUCGCAUCUUUACUUGGUAAUGGAGCUAGUUACAGGAGGGGAGCUGUUUGACAGGAUAGUGGAGAAAGGCAGCUACUCUGAGAAGGAUGCCAGUAGUCUAGUCAGACAAAUCCUAGAUGCCAUAGCCUAUCUACAUGACCAGGGAGUGGUGCACAGGGACCUCAAGCCAGAGAACCUCCUGUAUUACUCCCCAGAUGAGGACUCUAAGAUCAUGAUCAGUGACUUCGGUCUCUCCAAGAUGGAGCAGGAGGGAGUCAUGUCUACUGCCUGUGGAACUCCAGGAUAUGUCGCUCCAGAAGUGUUAGCACAAAGGCCUUAUGGAAAGGAAGUGGAUUGUUGGUCAAUUGGUGUCAUAUCCUACAUUUUGUUGUGCGGUUAUCCCCCAUUCUAUGAUGAGGAUGACACACAGCUCUUCAAACAGAUCAUUAAAGGAGAGUUUGAGUAUGAUACGCCCUACUGGGAUGACAUCUCAGAUUCUGCCAAAGACUUCAUCAACAACCUGCUAGAAAUAGAUGUAAAGAAGAGGUAUAACUGCAGCCAAGCCAUAUCACACCCCUGGAUCUCAGGUAACACAGCUCGAGACAAGGACAUCCACCAGUCUGUCAGUGCACAGAUGAAGAAAAACUUUGCCAAGAAGAAGUGGAGGCAAGCGUUCAAUGCCACGGCAGUGGUGAGACACAUGAGGAAGCUGCAGCUGAGUUCCCAGGAGAGCAGGGCGGCGGCAGGACAGGCGACAGAGACACAGGAGGGGCAGCCCGCCGCUCCCUAACAUGUCCAACUCUGCAGGUGUUCUACACAUGCCAUCUACAAUCUCACCUUCCCUUCAGUAGGACUCUUCCAUGUAGAGAGACAGGCAGGGUUGUGGACCAAACCUUUUCUUACCCGCAUUCCACUAUGGGUAACUUUUUUUUGAUAACAUUCCCCAUUUUAUUGCAUUUCUUGAGUGGUCAAUCUACAACCCCAUGGUCAGUUAAACAUCAUUUUUAAUUGUUUUAAUUAGCCGGUAUGUCCAUCUACUAUCAGAAAACAGACAAGAAAGAUAUACUUGUAUGGGUGCCGUUUAUGCCUUUCAGUAUCACAACAUGCCUUAACGGUCAAAUUUCCAUUCAUAUCUUCUUUUCAUACAUUAGGGAUUGUUGUGAUGAACAUUUUAUCCAAAAAUGCUGAAUCAAUGGGAACAGAUUUCCAAGAAACUUUAAAUUACAGUUGCUCUUCUUCUUCAGUCAAUCACAAAUUAUGUAGUAUGGCUUAGCUUUGAUUCAAGAAAUUGUGACGACUUAAAGCUUUAGAAUCUCCUUUUUAGUGCCGAUUAGUCAAAUUAUCUUAAGUUCGGCCAAAAUAAUGAGAAAUCAUUUUUGUUGGUAAUCAACUGUAGUAGUGAAGAAUGAUAUACUUGAGAUAAUUACUACUUUAUGUGUAGUAUUUUUUAAAACUACAUGUAUCAUAAUAGAUUUGGCAAAGGGUACUGUACCUGAUAAAGAAACAGUGAAAAAGGAGUGCCCAUAUGACAAGCAAAUGUAUUCAACCUACAUGGAUAUUGCGUGACGAAAUUAAUCCCAUAAUUUAGGACAAGACAUGAAAUUCAAAUGUUAAAGGUUGAAUUUUUGUAAAUAUUUGUUUGGUUUUAAUGAUGGUGUCUUUUACAUUUAAUGUUAUGCAUUGACAUUUGUUUAAUAUUAAUUGACAUCAAAAAGUUAGUGUUGAUAACUGCAUUUCAUAUACCAAUCGGAUCAUGAUAGGGUUUGAAGAAAAGACCAAAGUGAAUAAAAAAUCAAUGUGUAUCUUUUAAGAAACUUUCAUGGUUGUACUCCACUAAACAGGGUGUAUUUUUUAAAUGUAAUGAUAGCUGUUCUUAAUAUUGUUUUUAAUGUCAAUUAUAUACAUGCAUGUCAAUUAGUGAACUAGUUUGAAGUUAUUUUAUCAAAUUCCAAAUGUCUACUUAUGUCUACUAUAGAUGACAUACCAAAAUCAGCUCUUUCCUGUAGAAAAAGUGUUUCCUUUUCAAAAGACAACAGUUUGUGGCUGAUAAUAGAUACUCCUACAAUUUCAUGUUCAGUAGCAUUGUACCAAAGUUUGUGGCAAAUCUGUCACAGUAAUGCCAUCUAGCUGUAGUAAUGAGAAGUGCAGAUGGCUUACAUUACCUAAGCCACUACAUAUCUGUAGUUUAGGAUAGAACAUCGCUGACUUAAGUGUUGCUACCUAACAAUCAGAGGGAACCUAUAUUCCCCAGCUCAUUUUCAGAUACUAGUAAUUGACAGUCAUGCUGACUACAGAAGACCUUAAUACUCGAGCACAUGUACAUGUUAUAAUGACUAGAAUGUGAAGCUUGUACAGUUGUCUGCCCAUAGGACACACCCAAGCCUCUUGUAAUAUAACAACUUUUGUAAAGUUAACAUGUAUAAUAAGAAUUGUGCUUAUCACACUCACACAGUCUCUGGUAUGUGGCCUCAGAACAAAAAGUGUCACUGCAGUUUAUGUAUUGAGACACAGACAGGCAGUAACUGUUGUAGAUGCCAUGUAGAAGAUUAUAUAACAGUACUUAAGUCUUACAGCUUCUAUGUAUAGCUCCUACAUAAAAGUGGUACAUGUUCUCCUGACCACUGUUGGUGACUCCAUUUUGGAAAGUUGCGCUCAUGUAGGCUUGUGUCGUUGUUUACCAUUUCAUGCCACUGACAAUCAUGACUGUACAGACUGCAGUGUGUAUAAUAUGAACUCAAUAUGAACUUGAAAUCUUUUUCAAAGUUAGCUUGUUUAUCUAUAUACUUGUUAGCAAUUUUUUGGGGUAGGGUCACAGACAAACGAGUGUGCGGAAUUUACCAUCAUCUAUGGAUGAACAUUCAGUUUCUCCCUUGAAUAAUUUGUGGUGCUAAUCUUUCAGUUAUUAAGUCCAAUUUGACCUUUCUCUUAUAAUUUGAUGCUUGCAGUGAUCAUUGAAAGUUGGGUAAAGACAAAAUAUGACCUUCAUAACAUGAAAUUCUACUGUUCAAUAAUUAUGAUCUGGUUGAGGAUUUUGUAUUUCCAACUAAAAUUCGAAGGAAGUAAUUAACUUAAAUAAUCACAGAAUAAAAGAAAGCUUGCUGCAUUUUAUGAUCAUUACAUGUGUGUAGUUACAAUGUUUGAGCAACAGUUAAGCUUCUUUAGAAGAACACAAGGUUUUCUUACAGCAAGCUUAUUGUCAAUUCUGUAAAUACAGCCUGUCAACAGUAUUCUACAAACCCACCUCUGCACCACAAACUUGCCAAGCUCAUUGGUAAUAUGCAGUUAGUCUGUAGCAGUUUUUACUGACCACAUCAAUGGUUCAUUACCAUACCAAAUAGCACAGUCUUCUAUAUGUCAUUCUAGAAAAAAAGGAAACCAAAGCUGAAAAAUGUUUGAUUCUGUUGUUUGUUAUGUCAAUGCUGUUUAUAUUUUUAAGUGGAAUGAUUGUUCUGGACAAAACAAUUUUCAAUCUAAAGCAUUUUAAAAAGUACUUAAGAAUCCUUGAUAACUGUGUGAUAGAAAUGUUUUGACUUAUCAGAAUCAUGACAUAGACAAUGUUAUUGUAUAUUUCUCAAUAAUAUUAUGCUGAUGAUACUAUGAAGUUGUUAAUGAAUUGUUGAAUCUUUUUUCUCUACAAAUGUGUUUUUUCCAAAUAAAGUGAUGAAACUGUCA